UUUGGCCCCGGAAAAGUUUUACUUCGUAGAUUACGCAGGCCUCGACAGCCGUUGGUGUACAACUGAAUGCGUAUAACAAAUAAGAACGAAAUUGAAGGGAAAAAUGAGGAAAUUUGGAACUUUCUAAUGAGAAGUACAAAUCCGUUCCAGUGCUAAUAGGUUGCAUUAAAUCCACAUCAUUGAUGCAGCUAAAAUCAUCACCGAACAAGAUGCAUGAUGAGUUGAAGGAAGAUGUGCGUUAUCUUCGCCGUAAAGUAAGAAAAUUGGAAGAGAGAAUAGCAUCAUUAGCGUCUGCGAAGACAGAGGAAAAUCCUGAUGACGCUAAACUCGCCUUGGUUGAACAUCUUGAAGAGUCUGAUGUGCAACAAGUUCUGACCACAAUGACUUUUUCAAUUUUUUCUAAAGAUGAUCUGCUUAACUGUUCUAGGACUGGAAAGCGUACUGGUAAAUGUGUGGGAACUCCACGCCCGCCACUUGAUGUUGCAAAACUGGAUAUGUUGGAAAGACUUGUGAGAAAAAAACCAAACUGAGCAAGGAGAGCUUUUGUAAAAAAUUCGAAAAUCUUCAGAAAACCCUGAGACAAAAAGAGCAGAAACUAUAAGCGUGUGAUGAUGACUGAUGUAAACAGUUGUCUCUUUUCCAGUUUCCAUUAAAUAAAAUUUAGUUGAUUUACUAAUUUGAAAAUCUUUUUGAAAAUCUUCAGAAAACUCUGAGACAAAAAGAGCUGAACUUAUAAGCGUGUGUGAAUAUGUUGAAGAUUCUUGGUGAAAGAAGACUAGUUAAUGCAACUGUUUCAUCUGUAAACGUAUAACUAUGUUUGAGUCGAGUUGAAUUUAUUUCAAAAUGUUUCUUAUUGUUUGAUGGUUUGUUUUUGCACAAGUCAAGGACUUGUUUUGUUUUUGCAUAAAGCCUGUAUUUUCCAGUUUCAAUUAAAUGAUUUUUAGUUAAUUCAGUAAGGCCUUUUAUUUUUUAUCUUUCGGUUUACGGAACUGCCGCUCAAAAAAAUGUGUUUUCAGAAAAAAAAUAAAAUUGGAAAAACG
Molecule: messenger RNA, 1040 nt
Organism: Mercenaria mercenaria
Lineage: Eukaryota; Metazoa; Mollusca; Bivalvia; Venerida; Veneridae
Exons: 3
Coding region: 183-530 (115 amino acids)
Source: RefSeq, a predicted model, not a curated record